GACAUGCGCAGGUGCGUGGCGCCCGUCGAGAGCCGUACUGCGCCUCCUUCGACCUCGCGGUCGCCUCGAAGCACCUCGAAGGGAUGGAUCGUCGCACGAGGGCGCGCACCCUCGCCCCGGCCCGUCUCGGCUCGGGUUGAUCUCAACGGUCGGAAGACCGCACCUCCUCCAGCAUGACGAGGCCUCCGAACAACGACAAUCUCGUCACCUUCAAGCUGGUCGUGGUGGGCGACGGAGGCGUCGGCAAGAGCGCCCUGACCAUCCAGUUCUUCCAGAAGCUCUUCGUCACCGACUACGACCCCACCAUCGAGGACAGCUACAUCCAGCACACCGAGAUCGACGACCAAUGGUGCAUCUUGGACGUGCUGGACACCGCUGGCCAGGAGGAGUUCAGUGCCAUGCGAGAGCAGUACAUGCGAAAGGGCGAUGGCUUCCUGCUGGUCUACUCUGUCACCGAUGAACAGUCCUACGAGAACAUCGUCAACUUUUAUACUCAAAUCCUGAGGGUCAAGGACCGCGACGUUUACCCCAUGUUGCUCGUUGCGAACAAAGUGGACCUGGUGCAUCUCAGGAAGAUCACCGAAGAGCAGGGCAGGGAACUGGCGCACCGUUUGGGUGUUCCCUACGUUGAAACGUCUGCCAAAGAUCCCCCCUUGAACGUGGAUGCCGCGUUUCAUGAGGUGGUACGUAUAAUUCGGAAUCAACCGCCAGCAGAGUUGGAGAAGAACCGAAGAAAGCAAAGACGCGCAGGGAAGUGCGAUCUUCUCUAAGCACCGAUACUCCGAAUGAUGCCAAAGCCCAAAAGGAAGUAUCGAUUUGGUUUCUUCGUCGACAGCUUGAAUCGUUUUACCCUUUCUUUCGAUGUUUCAUAUCUCCCGGACGAUGAUUUACUUGAAACGAAGAGCGAGAAGGUGUAUUGGCCCUCUCGCGGAAGAGCGAAGAGUCUCCAGGAAAGCAGAGGCGUCUACAAAGUGAUAUUCCCAAACAGGAGCACAAAAACAGUUGCACGAAUGCGCACGAUUCUCUAAGUAUUACCAUGUAAAUGUACGUAUAUUCGCCGAGAAGACAUAUGUAGAUUUCAUACCGAUGCAAAUCCAUAUCCGAUUUGUAUAGACUCACCGAAGAAGAUAACCUAACCUAUUUUAUGAGACACACGUGUACAUACAUACUACGAGAAAUCACGAAACUUCGGAACGUCUGGAAAUGAAAGCUACCACGUAAUAGGGUAUAUUUUGUAAUAGCUCGUCUGGAAACGGUCAAAGUCGUCGGAUCGACGUUUAAAUUGUAAAUUACUAAAUGGAGACAUCGAACUGUCCGAACCUUGGAUCGAUUUUGUAAAGUGUUCGCUAACCGACAGAGCAAGGGUGUGGAUCAGUGCUAUUGUCUUCUCGAAGGAAACAAAAUGGAAGGAAAGCAGUUAAUUUAAUAUACUGGAUAACUAAUAAAUUAGUAUUCGACUAA
Molecule: messenger RNA, 1461 nt
Organism: Orussus abietinus
Lineage: Eukaryota; Metazoa; Arthropoda; Insecta; Hymenoptera; Orussidae
Product: ras-related protein M-Ras
Exons: 3
Coding region: 174-770 (198 amino acids)
Biological process (GO): signal transduction
Cellular component (GO): plasma membrane
Molecular function (GO): GDP binding; GTPase activity; GTP binding
Source: RefSeq, a predicted model, not a curated record